AUGCGGGUGCGGGCGUACCAUCAUCAUACAGUGAGUCGCAGCAGCGCCGCCCUCGCCGCACUCGUUAUUGUCAACGCAGCCUUUAUGUUUUGUUUCGCACUUCCUGUCGUUCUCGCAUUCCCGUGGAGCCGAGUCCUCACAGCGACACAACAGGCGUGGGGAGCAGCCCUUAUCUCUAUAUGGGCAAUAGCGGAGAUCCCGCGUCUCUACGCAGGACACACGGGGAAUAACUUGCAGCACGUCCCAGCGCUUAUGCGAUUUGCCCUCAUGACACUCGUUCCACAAAUACCACUUGUUAUUGUCUAUAUGGUUAUGUGGCCACAACGUAAUGCCCUUAAUGAAGCGGUAAGUAUUACUAUGAUAAUUUUAUUAGUUGCUGAGUUAUUUUGUACUAUUAGGCUGCUCGUAACGCUAAUGCAGCGUAACCGAAUAGAUUUUUUCAUUUUUUAUAGGCGUAAUUUUAUUGAAAAUCGCCGUUUUUCAUAG
Messenger RNA from Trypanosoma theileri, 486 nucleotides. RefSeq lists its product as uncharacterized. Bases 1 to 486 code for a protein of 161 amino acids. NCBI's taxonomy places the organism in Eukaryota, Euglenozoa, Kinetoplastea, Trypanosomatida, Trypanosomatidae. The record is from RefSeq and is a predicted model, not a curated record. The transcript has a single exon.